GUUUAAGUCAACUAGACUUUUGACAAAAGAAGAGGACUUGUCAAUAUUUAAACAAACUUGGAACUCAAAGGAACCUUGAAUCUUCAUCCCCUCCACGUUUCUGCACUGCAGGUAGCACCACAUUCUCUCGUAAUGGCAGUGGAUAGUAAGUUUCAAUGUAUGGAUAUUGAUGUAAAAAUAAAGAAGUUCACAUGGAGGAUUCAGAAUUUCUCCAGUCUUGAAGUCAAAAAGCUCUACUCUGAAGUUUUUACUGUUGAUGGCUACAAAUGGCGAGUUCUUAUCUUCCCCAAGGGGAACAAUGUGGAUCAUUUGUCAAUUUAUUUAGAUGUUGCAGAUUCAGCUACUUUGCCUUACGGAUGGACUAAAUAUGCCCAAGUCGGGCUCGGAGUCAUCGAUCAAUUUGAUCGUGAAACUUCCAGUACAAAAGUCACUCACCAUUGUUUCAACGCGAGGCAGGUUGAUUGGGGCUUCACUUCAUUCUUACGUCUUACUGAAUUACACGACCCUAAAAGAGGCUAUCUCCUUAAUGAUGCAUGCUUGGUUGAAGUAUACGUUUGCACUGAUAAGACUCUAGAUUUUAUUUCCCAUGAAUUUAUAGUCAAAACUGAUUGGGAUGAACUUAAGGCCAAGGAAGCUGAUUGUGUUAAGGCAGUCAUAGACAACCAGAAAACUCCUACAACCAAACCAGUAGAAAUCACACCUCCUUCACCAACUCAGUCUUCUAGCCAGACUGUGGCCAUUGAACCUGAAGAGUCUGCUGAGGAAGACAUGAACACAUUCUUCACUAGCUUAGAGUCCGAGCUUUCAAGCUCUAGAAUUGUUUAUUCUAAAGAAGAAGCAAAGGAAGCACUGGCUAAAAUAAACGAAGCCUUGAAUACAACCCCCGUUAAUCUUAACGAUUCAGGGAAGUUUUCUCCACUUAAGCAGGCAUUCAUGAUCCUAGCUAGUUUUGAUGGUUCCUCCACCACCCUUACAAUUGAUCAAAAGAAUGAGUUGUUGGGCUUGGACGAAAGAUUGAAAGAACUAGCUAACCGAGCAGCGAAAGCAGUGCAGGACAAGGAUCAACUUACCGCCAAGGAAUCUAUGAAGCGGACGAUGACUUGUAAUUUGGAGAGUAGCCUAAUCAGAUAUAAGGAGGUCGAAACAGAGGUGAAACAGGUGGAUCAAACACUUGCUGCCCUCCGUGAGGAAGUUGAAGAAGCACAAAAGAGAAAGGAGAAGAUGUUGGCUGAACGAAAGGGGAUAUACAGAAGUUGCAAGGAAAUGAAAAUGGAGUUGGAUGCAUUGGGAAAGGAAUUGGCAGAGUGUGAGGCCACUGCCAAGGUUGGUGAGGAAGAAGAGAAGAGUGUUGAGGCUGAAUGGGGAAGAAUCAAAGAUUUCAUCUCUUCCAUUGAAGCUAAGAUUUAAGUAUUGGUGUUUUGAACAAGACUUUAUAUUAUAUAAAUUUUAUAUAAAUGAUAUGUAGGAGGUAUAUAUGGAAUAUGGUAUUCUUCUUAUUGUCAUGCUUAAAUUAUUUAUUUGGUUUUUUUUUGGGAA
Molecule: messenger RNA, 1536 nt
Organism: Gossypium raimondii (Peruvian cotton)
Lineage: Eukaryota; Viridiplantae; Streptophyta; Magnoliopsida; Malvales; Malvaceae
Product: MATH domain and coiled-coil domain-containing protein At3g58270
Exons: 5
Coding region: 133-1407 (424 amino acids)
Molecular function (GO): protein binding
Source: RefSeq, a predicted model, not a curated record